AUGUCCACACUGAUUCCAAACGCGCCGAUUGAUGAUCGGCCCGCAGCUGUGAAAGCUGAUUUGGAGUACGGAAAGUUGACAUCAGACGAAUACUUGUAUGUUUCAAAACAUCCUGUUGGUGAACCCUUACCCACUCCCAUUGAUGACGAGCCGCCAUAUAUAAUAUACUUGGCAACAUUAAUCAGUUAUCUUAUUUUGAUUAUAAUUGGGCAUAUCCGUGACUUUUUUGGUAAAAUUUUCAAGCCACAAGAUUACGAGGAUUUAGUGGAGAAGGACGGUUACGCUCCAUGGUAUGAUGGAUUUGAAAACUUUUAUGUUCGCCGGUUGAAGACGAGAAUUGACGAUUGCUUUGCAAGACCCAUUCAUGGUGCUCCCGGAAGAUUCAUCAAAUGUUUUGUACGGGAAAGAGACGGCAAGAAUUACGUUUACAAUGGUGAAUCCGUGGAAUGUUUAAAUUUAUCCUCUUACAAUUACUUAGGAUUUGCACAAUCUCAUGGUGUUUGUACAGAUAGGGUUCUUGAAUGUGUUGACAAGUACGGCACUUCGUCGUGCUCUCCAAGAAAUGCAAUUGGCACCACUGACUUACACGUGAAAUGUGAAAAAGUCAUUGCAGAAUUCGUUGGUAAGGAAGAUGCUGUUAUCGUGAGUCAAGGAUAUGGAACAAACUCAAGUGUUUUUGCCAGUUUAGUAGACUCUCAAUGUUUGGUUAUAAGCGAUUCCCUCAAUCACGCUUCCAUUAGAUUCGGUAUUAGAGUUUCAGGAGCCUCGGUAAAGGUUUUCAAGCAUAAUGACAUGAAGGAUUUGGAAAAAUUAAUAAGAAAUCAGAUUGCCCAGGGCCAACCAAAAACUCAUCGUCCAUGGAAGAAGAUUAUACUUGCUGUUGAAGGUUUAUACUCCAUGGAGGGUAAUAUGGUUAAUUUGCCCGCUAUUGUUGAAUUGAAAGACAAAUAUAAAUGCUAUUUGUUCGUUGACGAGGCGCAUUCUAUUGGUGCUUUAGGUCCUCACGGAAAGGGAAUUUGUGAUUACUUCCUGGUUGAUCCGGCAAGGAUUGAUAUUUUAAUGGGGACAUUGACUAAAUCUUUUGGUGCUACUGGUGGAUACGUUGCUGCUGAUAAAUGGGUUAUUGAUAGAUUGAGAUUGAACAAUUUGAACAGCAGCUUUGGUGAAGGUGUCCCUCCUCCGGUAUUGGAGCAAAUAAUUUCGUCAUUGCAAAUCAUUAAUGGUACCAUCAACCCAGGAGAAGGUGAAGAAAGAUUGAAGCGAAUCGCUUUCAACUCUCGCUACUUACGUCUUGGGCUUAAGAAGCUUGGCUUUAUUGUCUACGGUGCGGAUGACUCCCCUGUUAUUCCUCUCUUAUUGUACUUGCCAGCGAAAAUGCCAGCCAUUUCGCGGAUGUUGUACGACAUGAAAAUUGCUGUCGUUAUCGUCGGUUAUCCUGCUACCCCAAUUACUACUGCUAGAGUGAGAUUAUGUGUUAGUUCCGCUUUAACAAAAGAGGACCUUGACUACGUCUUAGCCAAGUUCAGUGAAGUCGGUGAUUUGUUGUACUUGAAAUUCAGCAGCGGCGUAGCAGGGGGCUCUUCUAUUCCAGGAGUUCCACCACGCAUGUCUAUACAAGAGGUACUUGCAACAAAUGUGAAAGACAGUAAACUUUCCAAAUUAUUUUAA
Molecule: messenger RNA, 1668 nt
Organism: Clavispora lusitaniae ATCC 42720
Lineage: Eukaryota; Fungi; Ascomycota; Pichiomycetes; Serinales; Metschnikowiaceae
Gene: LCB2
Product: serine C-palmitoyltransferase
Biological process (GO): sphingosine biosynthetic process; ceramide biosynthetic process
Cellular component (GO): serine palmitoyltransferase complex
Molecular function (GO): serine C-palmitoyltransferase activity; pyridoxal phosphate binding
Source: RefSeq, a predicted model, not a curated record